This is a messenger RNA of Diospyros lotus (date-plum), 2303 nucleotides long. RefSeq names its product proline-rich receptor-like protein kinase PERK1. The record is from RefSeq and is a predicted model, not a curated record. NCBI's taxonomy places the organism in Eukaryota, Viridiplantae, Streptophyta, Magnoliopsida, Ericales, Ebenaceae. Gene Ontology annotation, biological process: protein phosphorylation. Gene Ontology annotation, molecular function: protein kinase activity; ATP binding. The coding region runs from base 112 to 2064 and encodes 650 amino acids. The transcript has 8 exons.
GGACAGACGGCCGUUAGUGUUCAAAACCCAAAGCAACAAUUCCUCUCCGACUCCCAACGUUCUUCUAUUUCUCUCUCUAAACUCUAGAGAGAGACACGCACACAUUUGAUAAUGUCGUCCUCACCGCCUCCGGCAUCCCCACCGCCGGCCAACUCCACUUCGCCGCCCCCCGCAGCGGCCGCAGCUCCUCCUCCUGCGGCGAACACGACCUCGCCGCCGCCUUCACCUACUCCAAUCCCACCCGCUGCAUCUCCGCCGGCGCCAGUGGCUCCGGCGGCCUCUCCUCCGCCCCCAGUGGCUCCGGCUCCCUCAACCUCUCCCUCGCCGCCUUCGCCGGCGAAUGCAUCACCGCAGACUCCGGGUUCUUCGUCAUCUCGACCACCGCCGUCUAGUUCCUCGCCGUCUCCUCCUGCGCCGGAGACUCGGUCCCCGCCAGCACCUCGGGGGGCCUCGAGAUCCUCGCCGUCGCCGCCUCCAUCGAGCUCAUCUUCCAGCAUAUCGACAGGUCUUGUUGUUGGGAUCGCCAUUGGCGGUAUUCUCAUUCUUGGUAUCUUGAGCCUUCUGUUUAUAUGUUGCAAAAGAAAGAAGAGAAGAGAAGAAGAUUACUAUACUCAGCCGCCACAUGGCCGUAAAGAUGAUCCAUAUGGUUACCCAUCGCAGCAAUGGCAACAUAAUGCUCCCCCAUCCGGUGGUCAUGUGGUCACAAUGCCACCAAAACCCUCUCCUCCUCCUGCAACUGCAUCCAGGCCACCACACUCACCAGUGCGCCCUCCUACACCCCCGGCUCCUCCCCCACCUCCGUUCAUGAGCAGCAGUGGAGGUUCUGGGUCCAACUAUUCAGGGGGUGGAACCCCUCUCCCUCCACCUUCCCCUGGCAUGGCUUUAGGUUUCUCAAAGAGCACAUUCACAUACGAAGAAUUAGCAAUGGCAACGGAUGGCUUUUCAAAUGCCAACCUCCUUGGGCAAGGUGGUUUUGGGUAUGUUCAUAGGGGUGUCCUUCCAAAUGGGAAAGAAGUUGCUGUUAAACAGUUGAAAGCAGGAAGUGGUCAGGGGGAGCGGGAAUUUCAAGCUGAAGUUGAGAUUAUUAGUCGAGUGCAUCACAAACAUCUUGUUUCGUUAGUUGGAUACUGCAUCACUGGAUCCCAGAGAAUGCUCGUUUACGAGUUCGUUCCAAACAACACCUUGGAGUUCCACUUACAUGGAAAGGGAAGACCUACCAUGAAUUGGCCCACAAGGCUGAGAAUUGCACUAGGUGCUGCAAAAGGACUUGCAUAUCUUCACGAGGACUGCCAUCCUAAAAUUAUUCAUCGGGACAUCAAAACAGCUAAUAUACUUCUGGAUUUCAACUUUGAGGCAAAGGUUGCAGAUUUUGGACUCGCUAAGUUUUCUUCUGAUGCCAACACUCAUGUUUCCACCCGGGUGAUGGGAACUUUUGGAUACAUGGCUCCAGAGUAUGCUUCUUCUGGGAAACUUACGGACAAGUCAGAUGUUUUCUCAUUUGGGGUCAUGCUUUUGGAGUUGAUUACUGGACGCCGACCUGUUGACUCAACUCAAACUUUCAUGGAUGAUAGCUUGGUGGAUUGGGCAAGGCCCUUGCUCACGCGAGCUUUGGAAGACAAAAACUUUGAUACCCUUGUUGAUCCACGGUUGCAAAGGGAAUACAACCAUAAUGAGAUGGCUCACAUGGUUGCUUGUGCUGCUGCCUGCGUCCGUCAUUCUGCACGACGCAGACCACGAAUGAGCCAGGUUGUACGGGCACUAGAAGGAGAUGUUGCUUUGUCUGAUCUUAAUGAAGGAAUGAGACCCGGACACAGCACCAUGUACAGUUCUUUUGGGAGCUCGGACUAUGACACUAGCCAGUACAACGAGGACAUGAAGAAAUUCAGGAAGAUGGCACUGGGAACACGCGACUAUGUGAGCAGUGAGUACAGCGGACUAACUAGCGAAUAUGGGCUGUAUCCAUCCGGCUCUAGUAGCGAAGGCCAACAAACCACUCGAGAAAUGGAGAUGGGAAGGAUGAAAAAGGACAGUCGAGGAGGAGGAGGGUUCAGUGGUAUCUCGUGAUAGCCCAUUUUUUUGUUGUAUUUAUGUUAGCAUAUACCGCAAUCGAGGUGUCGGAUGAUCAAUUCUUUUGUUUGAUGCUUGAAUCUUCUUAAUUAGCUUUCGCUUGGUUGUACAGAUGUGUAUUGAAAAUUCUUCUUCUAUUACUUUGUGCGUGCACUUGACAAUUGUUCGGUUUUCAAAUUGAAAGGCUAAUGGAAUGUGACAUUAUUAUUCUUUUUGGCGUAUAAUGAGGAGGUGGC